UGGGAACCCCUAUGCGGGGCUGGUGGCCCUGCUGCGGGCAGCCUGGCGCUCGGGGAAGACACGACCCAUGGAAUACCGCAUGGCACAGCUGGAGGCUCUGGGCCGAUUCCUGGAGGAGAAGAAGCAGGAGAUCCUGGAGGCCACAGCCAUGGAUGUGGGCAAGCCAUCCUUCGAGGCUUAUCUCAUUGAGGUCCUGCUGUGCAAGAACGAGCUCAACAACACCCUGAACAACCUGUGCCACUGGAUGAAGGACGAGCACGUGGACAAGAACCUGAUGACACAGUUGGACUCUGCCUUCAUCCGCAAGGACCCCUAUGGGGUGGUGCUCAUCAUUGGCCCUUGGAACUACCCCAUCCACCUCCUCCUGGGGCCUCUCAUUGGGGCCAUUGCUGCUGGUAACUGUGUUGUCCUCAAGCCCUCCGAGAAGGCCAAGAACACUGGGAAGCUCCUUGCUGAAUCCCUGGGAUGCUACCUGGACAGUGACUGCUUUGCUGUGGUGAACGCUGGUGUUCAGGAGACCACCAGGCUGCUGGAGAACAAGUUUGACUACAUCUUCUUCACUGGCAGCCCCUCAGUGGGGCGGAUGGUGAUGGCAUCUGCUGCCCAGCACCUCACCCCAGUGACACUGGAGCUGGGGGGCAAGAACCCCUGUUACGUGUCAGACACGUGCGACGUGCGCAGCGUGGCCCGUAGGGUGGCAUGGGGCCGGUUCUUCAAUGCAGGGCAGACCUGUGUGGCCCCAGACUAUGUGCUCUGCAGCCUGGAGAUGCAGGAGAAGCUGAUGCCUGCUCUGCGUGAGGCCAUCACUGAGUUCUAUGGCUCCAACCCUCGGGAAUCACCGGAUUUCGGCCGCAUCGUGGGGCAGAAGGAAUUCCGGCGCAUCCGAGCACUGCUGUGCAGUGGGAGAGUGGCAAUCGGGGGGCAGACGGAUGAGGAGGACCUGUACAUCGCUCCCACGGUGCUGGCGGAUGUGCUGCCCUCUGAUCCCAUCAUGCAGGAGGAGAUCUUCGGACCCAUCCUGCCCAUCGUGGUUGUGGCCAGCAUGGAAGAAGCCAUUGACUUCAUCAACGAGAGGCCGCGGCCUUUGGCUGUCUAUGCCUUCUCCAGUGACUGCAAGGUGGUGACCCAGGUCCUGGAGCGCACGAGCAGUGGUGGCUUCUGUGGCAAUGACACUCUGACACACAUGACCCUGAGCUCACUGCCCUUCGGUGGCAUCGGCUGCAGCGGGCUGGGCAAGUACCACGGCAAGUUCACCUUCGACACCUUCAGCCACCAGCGCGGGUGCCUACACCGUAACAUGGGCCUGGAGGCCCUCAACACCCUGCGGUACCCCCCAUACAGCCAACAGAAGCUGGGCUUCCUCACUGCCACCUUCCAGAUCAAACGUAAGGGCACCUGCACCCUGCUCUGAGCCUGCUCUGCACCCUCCGGAUGGGGACGGCUCCAGUGCCACCAUUGAGUCCUCUGCUCAUCCAUUCCCACCUCCUUUGGGAUGGACACCUGGUCCUGCACCCAUCGUGUCUCCAUCACCGGGCUCUACUCUGCAUCCUCAGCAUGGGCACGUAUGGAAUGGGCAAAAGUUGCUUCUUUUCACCCCAAACUUGUCUUGCUGGGGAUGGAAUGGUGCCCAGGAGGAUGAGCACCAGCAGUUCAUCCCAUCUCCUCUUGGAUGGGCUUCUCCUUCUGGAUGAGCCUCACUCUGCCUUCUCCCAGUGCUUUUCUCCUCUGUGUAACCUUGCCUGUAGUAAAGACUUUGCAUUG
Melopsittacus undulatus (budgerigar) is the source of this 1761-nucleotide messenger RNA. RefSeq names its product aldehyde dehydrogenase family 3 member B1-like. Gene Ontology annotation, molecular function: aldehyde dehydrogenase (NAD+) activity; 3-chloroallyl aldehyde dehydrogenase activity. Lineage: Eukaryota; Metazoa; Chordata; Aves; Psittaciformes; Psittaculidae. The transcript has 9 exons. Gene Ontology annotation, cellular component: cytoplasm. Gene Ontology annotation, biological process: aldehyde metabolic process. The record is from RefSeq and is a predicted model, not a curated record. Bases 68 to 1411 code for a protein of 447 amino acids.